Messenger RNA from Oncorhynchus keta (chum salmon), 1931 nucleotides. RefSeq names its product adhesion G protein-coupled receptor L3-like. The record is from RefSeq and is a predicted model, not a curated record. Gene Ontology annotation, biological process: signal transduction. Gene Ontology annotation, cellular component: membrane. The transcript has 10 exons. The annotation marks the transcript as partial. Gene Ontology annotation, molecular function: G protein-coupled receptor activity. Lineage: Eukaryota; Metazoa; Chordata; Actinopteri; Salmoniformes; Salmonidae.
GUAUCCUACGAGGCGUGUACCAGAGUGAACACCUGUUUGAGUCCGACCACCAAUCAGGAGCCUGGUGUAAAGAUCCAUUCCAGGCCUCUGAUAAGAUUUACUACAUGCCCUGGACUCCCUACCGCACCGACACUCUCACAGAGUACUCCUCCAAGGAGGACUUCAUCGCAGGAGCGGACGCGCAACAUCGUCAAGUUCGGCCUCCGCACGCGGAUCAAGAGCGGCGAGGCAUCAUCGCCAACGCCAACUACCACGACACGUCGCCGUACCGCUGGGGCGGCAAGUCGGACAUAGACCUCGCCGUCGACGAAAUGGGCCUCUGGGUUUUGUACGCCACGGAGACGAACAACGGACGCAUCGUGGUCUCGCAGCUCAACCCUUACACGCUCCGCAUAGAAGGCUCCUGGGACACCACCUACGACAAGCGGACCGCCUCCAACGCCUUCAUGGUGUGCGGCGUGCUCUACGUGGUGAAGUCCGUCUACGAGGACGACGACAACGAGGCCACGGGGAACAAGAUAGAUUAUAUGUACAGCACCACCCAGAGUAAAGAAACCUUUGUGUCCAUCCUGUUCCCUAACUCUUACCAGUACAUAGCAGCAGUGGACUACAAUCCCAGAGACAAUCUGCUGUACGUCUGGAACAACUAUCACGUAGUCAAAUACUUACUGGACUUCGGGAACAACGACAACAGAUUGGACUUGGUUCCUCCAGUCAUCCACGGGCCUCCCAAAGUCCCCUCCUCCUCUUCCUCCACCAGUCGGACCACGACCACCCGGUCUCCUCCCUACUAUACCACGGCGCGACCAAUCCUCACCACCUUCCCCGGUCAACGGUCCCGGACAACCACGACCGUGCGGAACCCUGCCGGUGGUGGCGUGGUCGUCCCCGGCGAUAACCAGAUCCCAGAGAUCGUUAACCCCGGUAACGGGCGGUCGGUGCCAGCCAUGGGUGUUCCCCCUCUGCCUCCCCAACCCCCGGUCAUACCCCCCCAGGACCACUGCUCCCCCAGGGUGACAGCUGAAGUGUCCUGGCCCAGAACCCAGCAGGGACAGAUGGCCAAGCAGCCCUGUCCUGUAGGGACACUAGGCGUAGCUACAUACGUGUGUGUUGCUCAGCAGGGCUACUGGGAUCCCCAAGGCCCCGACAUCAGCAACUGCACGUCUCCCUGGGUCAACCACAUCAUGCAGAAAUUGCGUAGUGGCGAGACGGCAGCCGUCGUUGCCAGGGAGCUGGCCGAGCAGACUAAAGGGUUGUUGCGUCCCGGUGACGUCCCCUCUACGGUGAGGGCCAUGGCCCAGCUGGUUGACCUGCUGGAUGUUCAGCUCAGAAACCUGACCCCCGGGGGCAAGGACAGCGCCGCCCGGAGCCUCAACAAGCUGCAGAAGAGAGAGAGGUUCUGCAGGUUUUUUCUCCAGGCCAUGGUUGAGACGGUGAAUAACUUGCUCCAGCCCAGGGCCCAGGCAGCAUGGAGACAGUUGCCCACGGGGGAGCAGCUUCGCUGGGCUACCACCCUGCUGGACACGGUGGAGGCUGGAGCUUUCAUGCUGGCUGAUAACCUGCUGAAGACGGACACCGUGGAGGAGAUCACCGACAACAUCCAGUUGGAGGUGGUGAGGCUGAGCACGGAGGGGAAUCUGGCUGACCUGACCUUCCCCCAGUCCGAACUACAUGGGAACUCCAUCCAGCUGUCUGCUAGCACGCUCAAACAGCACGGGAGGAAUGGUGAGAUCCGCAUGGUGUUCGUCCUCUACAGGAACCUGGGCUCCUACCUGUCUACAGAUAAUGCCAGUGUUGGUCUGGGCAGCGAGGCUCUCUAUCCUAACUACUCUGUCAUAGUCAACUCUCCUGUUAUUACUGCUUCUAUCAACAAGGAGAGCAACAAGGUCUAUCUGUCUGAACCGGUGGUCUUCACUGUCAAACACCUGCAG